AGCCUAGGCCAGAUCAAGGCGCAAAACGUGACCGCGCGAUACGCGACUAGAUUGACCCUGGUCGCGAUCGGAAGCUCCACCCACCUUACAUCAAACAUGGCCGUAGCGAAGCCAUACGGUGUUGUUUUUGACACCAUUGGGAACCGACCUCGACGGCCGCAGCCUCGCCCAACGAAAGAGCUUAGCUGGGAGCUCGCCAAUCAUGCCAAAUCAUACCUUGAAGCUGGAGAAUAUGCAACAGGAUACGGAUUCCUCCACUCCCUAUUGUCUGCUGGAACAUCUAUAACUACACCUGCGAAACCUUAUGUCGGAAUGCUUGCGCCAGCCGCAUACAUCGCCUUUGCAUCCUCUCUCAUUGUCUACCCCGCAAUUACGACCAAAUCCUCGUCGGCUGAGACAGUCAAAGGCUCCGAUGCAGCCUUACGAUAUCUUCAAUGCAUCUACAAUACUGUCGAAGGUCCGGCGUAUAAAGUCGUGAGAAAAGCGCUAUCCUUCCCAGAUGAUCGCUCACGACGGCGUGGUCCCAAACAUGGGGAUGGAAGCCCGUCGCCGGGCGCUGGUGGGGACAUUGAGCGAUUGGACACUAAAGGAGCAGGCGCUUUGAGUGUUUGGAAUCGCGCAGAUGACUUCUGGCAUAUAGCGGGGUGGGCUUUCAAUUGUUCUAUUGUGCAUAAGAAACGAUGGACAAGAUGGAAGCUCUGGCUAGAGGUCAUGCUCGAUCUCCUUGAGGCAGACUGGGACACAUGCUGCGAGGAAUCAAAUGAUGCCACAGGUUCAAAAGAAAGCUUGCUUCAGGACAGUCUGAUAUGGAGAUACAUCAGCAGCGAGCAGCCCACGCAACGCUCCACUCGUCGGCGCAUUGUUGGAGCUGUGCUAGCAUUGGGAAACAAGACAUCACUCUCUCAAUAUCCAGAAGUCUGGAACAAGGAGACGAUGGGCCCAAAGUCACAAAAGGAUGACAGUAUGCCCGCUGCGACUCUUGACCUCGAGAACGGAGAGCUAGGCGAUUAUGUCAACGAGGACGAGGAUACGAUUAUGAUGGAUGCACCGGAGCAGGAUGCACCAAAGCGAAGAGGUCGACCACGCAAAUCCGCUAUCACAUUUGAAGAUUCUGAUGAAGAAAACUCACCCACCUCGCCAUCAGACGGAGUAGCGGCACUGGGCGGGAGAGAUUCGAUAGAGUUGCGCCAGCGACUCAUUGCUUUGAUUGCAUAUGUAGCUCAAGAGCUGCCUGAUUCCUUCACCAGCCUAGAGGACUUUUGCGAUGACUUCACGGAAAUUCUUAGGGGUGACGAUGUGCACGCAAGCGCUUUCGGCGUACUCAUUUCGACGUCGCGACUGCCGCCAGCCGUUCAAUUCGCUCUGAAUGGGAACUUCCUCCUCACAUAUGUAGCGUCUGAACCGCCAAAUUAUUUCCUUCAACGCCCCACACAAAACGAACUCGAGGAGGAGCUCAUGCCCCUCCGCGCCACAUCACAAAGCUAUACCCACAAUGCCAAGAUAUCGCUCAUUCUUGAGCAGAUGUUUCUAUCCAUGAUGAAAAAAAAUUGGGUAGAGUGGACCGAGUCUCUACAAGACGCCGUGGAAACUGGUAUCGAAGCUCGACAAAAGGUAUUUGGGUCGAGCAGAGGGAGGAAAGGCAAUGCGAAAAAUGAAGAGACUAGUAAAGCGGUGAUGGAGGAUGUGUCCAAUAGGCUCAUGGGUCUCGUUGAGAUAUUAGGGAUAGCUGCUGGGCGGGAACCCCAAACAUGGCCGCGGUCCUCAAAUGGCUCACCACUUUCCUCCUCAUCUGGAAGCGAGAGUGGGAUCGAAGUAGCAGUACCGGAAAGGUUCCGUCAAAAGGAGCCAGUUCCCAGGAAAUAA
Molecule: messenger RNA, 1863 nt
Organism: Periconia digitata
Lineage: Eukaryota; Fungi; Ascomycota; Dothideomycetes; Pleosporales; Periconiaceae
Source: the annotation of a GenBank genome assembly